This is a messenger RNA of Esox lucius (northern pike), 8355 nucleotides long. RefSeq names its product suppressor of glucose, autophagy associated 1 (gene mtcl2). Lineage: Eukaryota; Metazoa; Chordata; Actinopteri; Esociformes; Esocidae. The transcript is spliced from 14 exons. The record is from RefSeq and is a predicted model, not a curated record. Bases 261 to 5720 code for a protein of 1819 amino acids. Gene Ontology annotation, biological process: regulation of autophagy.
GCGAGAGGAAGUCGCAUAAUGCAAGAACAGUAUAAUAAACCCUAAACGGAAUUACACCUAAACGGAUUCUAACCAAAUUUAUAAAUAUACAAUUACAGCGUUUAUUUGUGUAUUUUGCAGUUGCUAUAUCUGUGCUCGCUGUAGCAUCUGGCUUUUUCGAGAUUCCUGCAAUGUGUUUGCAGUUUUUAAAUUAAAACAAACUUCUGCCUCUUAUGAUAGGGGUGUCGUUUCUGUUUUAUGUAGUUGUCAAAGCGGAAUGAAUGACAAAGACAAAGGCUGAAGUUAAUUCGCCAUCUCACUUUGUCUCGCCAAAGGAUAGGAGACACAGGCACAAAAUGGAAAGCGGGACGGAAAGCGCCGACAGCGGGCAGGCGCAGCCCAAAUUACAGCACCACUUCGAGCAACAGUCGGUAGUGCAGCCCAUCCAAGUGUGCGAGAAGAAAAAGAUAAACCGGGCUCCGUCACCCGCCAGACCCAAGGAUGUGCCUGGAUGGUCCCUCACGAAGAUCCGAGGAGGCAUCGGUACACCAACACUGAGCGUUAAACCCGGAUCCAUACAUUUAGGCAGCCGGGUGUCCAGGCGCAGUCCUGGUAGCGGGAAAGAGACCAAAUCAGAAAAAGGCAAACUGGCUGGAAAAUCCACACUAUCGGUUACCAGUGCUCAGAAAAGCGGCAGUAAAUCGAUGAAAGGUGGCCGUAGGAAGGUGUCGGAUACGAGCAACGCUUCCGACGACCUGAGCAAAGACUCUGGAUGCGCAGCAGGCAAGCUGUCGCCAACUGAUAGCAGCUCAGAGCUCUCUGAUUGCGCCUCGGAUGAGAAUAAACUGUCCCCGGACGCUCUGAGCAGUGACACCGAAUCCAGCAGCCGAGUUGGGGGGCAAGAGGGCGAUAAACUAAUCAGGGACUGCGGAUAUGGGCCACCAAAUAAGGGUACUCGCGAAGUCAAGACCCCCGUGGAUAAGGACCGACUAUCACUGGGAGUGGAGACCGGGGAGGGGAGCAUAUCUCCGGCGGAUGAAAGGUCUCUCACCUCGUUCGACAGCCGAGUGCCUGCCAGCACAUCCCUGGCUUUCUCCGACCUGACAGAAGAGUUAAUGGACGGCAUGCAUGAAGAAUUUGUCCGGGAAAUCGAGGAGUUGAGAUCAGAAAACGAUUACCUGAAAGAUGAGAUGGAGGAGCUCCGCUCAGAGAUGUUGGAGAUGAGGGACAUGUUCAUGGAGGAGGACAUGUACCAACUGCAGGAGCUGAGGCAACAGUUUGAGCAGGCCAACAAGACCUGCCGCAUCCUACAGUACCGCCUUCGCAAGGCCGAGAGACGCAGCCUCCGUGUGGCCCAGACGGGACAGGUAGAUGGGGAGCUUAUCCGUACCCUGGAGCAGGAUGUCAAGGUGGCUAAAGACGUCUCUAUCCGGCUGCACAACGAGUUGGACUCCGUGGAGAAGAAGAGGGGUCGCCUUGAACAUGAGAACGAGGAGCUGAGGGUUAGGCUCCAGGACCUGGAGGUAGCCAAGCAGGUCCUGCAGACGGAGAUGGAGAAGCAACGAGAGAACUCUCUGAAGAAGAGAGCUACUCGGCCAAACAAGCCAGAGAAGAAGCCGUCGGCCCAGGUAACACAGCAGGAGGACAGCUCUGAUCUGAAGUGCCAGCUCCACUUUGCCAAGGAGGAGUCAGCACUCAUGUGCAAGAAAUUGACCAAGAUGGCCAAGGACAGUGAGGCCAUGCGGGAGGAACUGGCCAAGUACCGGUCAGUAUAUGGCGACGUUGAUGCCUCGCUUACAGUGGAGGAAGUCAAUGACUCACCCCACACCCGUGAGGCUGAAGUCAGAGUUCACCUGAAGCUGGUGGAAGAGGAGGCCAACCUGCUGAGCCGGCGCAUUGUGGAGCUGGAGGUGGAGAACCGCGGCCUGCGGGCCGAGAUGGACGACAUGAAAGGCCAGGAACUGCCUCAAGGCCUGGGGGUUGGUGCUGUUGGUCUUGGAGGAGGAGGUCUGGAAAACGUGACGGAGCUCCAGAGGCACCUGCAGUUUGUGGAGGAGGAGGCAGAGCUCCUGCGUCGCUCGCUGCUGGAGAUGGAGGAGCAGAACAAACUGCUGAUGAAUGAGAUUAACCGCUACAAGUCAGAGCUGCCGCUGUCGUCAGAUCCAGACCAGGACGAUGCCUCCUCCAUCUCUCUCCUGGAGGACGUUACUGGCGGUGGGGUUCUGAUCAGCACUGAAGCCUCCCAGGAGGAUAUGCUCCAGGCUGCCAGGAUGCAGAUCGGGGAGCUGAGUGGCAAAGUGAAGAAGCUCCAGUACGAGAACCGUGUGUUGCUGUCCAACCUUCAGCGCUGUGACCUGGCCUCCUACCAUGGCUCCACCAGGCCCACCCUGGAGACCGACGCGGAGGCAGGGGACUCAGCUGAGUGCCUUCCCAGCCAGGCACACCGUGAGGGACCCAUCGGAGGGGAGAACGAGCCCCUAGAGGAGAGGGAGAAGAAGACGUCCAUCCCCUUGGAUGUUGACGUCCCUCUGGGGCUGAAAGCCCUGCUGGCCAUGAGGGACCAGGCCCGUCUCAUCUCUACGGCCAUCCAGUUGCUGACCGCUUCUGACUCCAACUGCCCCUCCCUCUUUCUCUACCGUAAGAUCUCUUCCUCCUCUGGAGAGGCUGCGGAUCCCUGUGUCCCAGAGAAGAGCCAGCAGGCCCAGCCCUCUGAGCUCCAGGACCUGCCCCUGGUGGAGGCUUUGACGGGCAGGCUGCGGGCAUUGCACACCCAGCUCCAGGACUUUGUUGAGCGGGUUGAGAGCCUCGGAACCACCCCCCCACGGAGGGCUCAGGUGGAGGGUGCAUCACCGCUGCCUCUACUGUCCGAGGCUAAGAAUUCUGUGGUGGAUGCAGACUCAGCCUCUCAUCCGUGCCCUCCAGAGGACCAGGCGUGGGAGAUCACUGACGAGCAGAAGCAGCCCGAAUUUAGGGACCAAUCAGAGCGUGAUGUGAAAGGUCAGGAGGAGGAGGAGGGAAACUGCCACACUGACUGCAACAAGAACCACGAAACAACGCAGAUCAGCGAGAUGCAGGCACAGGAGACUGUAUGCGGGACAGAAGAGGAACUGACUAUGGAGAGACAGGCCCACAGAGACCACACCCACAACAACUCUCAGAUCAUAACACAGCUGCAGGAAGAGCACCAGAAGGCCCUAACGCGGAAGGACUUCCAACUGCAGAGCCUAAGUCUGCAGACACGGCUGCAGCAGAAGUUCUGGAGCCAGGAGAGGAACCUGAUGGUGCAGGAGUCCCAGCAGCUCAAGCAGACCCUGCUGCUGCUCAGCCUCAAGCUACGCUGCUUCCUGAAACAGUGGCGACUGGGACGCAAGCUGGACACUGAGGCCAAGGAUGUCCUGGAGGUGAACAGUCUGAAGGACCUGUACCUGCUGUUGGAAGAGGAGAGUCUGGCGUCCCACCCCCAUCAGGGAGAUAACAAGAUGGCUGCCGCAGAGGAGCAUCCCAUUAGCCCUAGCAUCUCCAAGGAGCUCUGCAUGCUGGAGAAAAACUACAAACAGACGGGUUGCGUGAGCAGCACCCUGGCAGACCUGAAGGGAGCACUUCAGGACCUGAGCGGGGAGCUACGAGAGGAGCGUCAGAGCUCCCAGGAACUCACCCAGCAGUUUGCCCGCGCCAAGGCCUCCUGGGAGAUGGAGAGGACCGAACUCAAGGGCCUCAUAAUCCAGCUGGAAAGUAAGUUGGGCAAGGCUGUGCUGGCCGGGGGGGAGAAGGACCUCCAAGGACCUCCUGACCUGAAGGUGGCAAUGAAGAGGGAGUGUGAGGAGCACCAGCACCUCCUGGCUGAAUCGUACGCCGCCGUCAUGGACCUGACCAAGCAGCUGCAGAUGGGAGAGAGGAACUGGAGUCGUGAGAAGAUGGAGCUCCUGGACCACUUCAGUCAGGAGAGGGGACAGUGGGAGCAGAGACUAGAGAGCAAAAUGUCUCUACAUGACAUAACCGCCUCAGAAAGGGAAACCUCAACGUUACAAAUGACAAAUGGAACUAAUUUACCAAGGACCAAAUCUAUCCAAUCCAUGUCAGAGUUGGAGGGUCUGAUGGAGGCCUGUCCUUUCCUUCCGGGUCAGGAAGUCAAUGGUUCAGCCAAUGAGAACCAGACCAACACCCAGGCCUUUCCCCUUCUUGCCCAUACAGACUUGGGUGAUCUAACCAGGAAGAACUGGAAGUACUUGACCAAUGAGAUGGCUCUAACGGAGCAGGCUGACACCCCUUUCAAGACGUGGGACUGUCCCAAUACCCCCAAUAGUUUCUUGGGCCUUGAGAGCAUCCAGAGGAGCUAUACGGCCCCCGAUAAGACUGGCAUCCGUAUCUACUACAGCCCCCCAACCAUGCGCCGCUUGGAGAGCAGGCUUGCCAAGGAGAAUCAGGACAAACCUCAAGCCCAGCAAGGUCACCUUUCCUGGGACUCAACCCCGUCAGACGCUGGGCCCAGGGAGGGGCAGCCUCCCUCCUCCUCCGCAUCCUCACCUUUGUCCUACGACCAGUGGCUGAGCUCUCUGUCCAAGCGGCAUAGGGGCCUCCUGGAGAACGGCAGUGGGGGAGCCGGAGUGGUCCCCUUCCACGGCCUUGAGAUAUCGGCCAACCUCUCAGACGACAUGAAGGAGAUGACCAACUGCGUCCGCCAGGCCAUCCGCUCCAGCUCUCUGGAGAGGAAGUGCAGCAGGGACGUGGGCAGCCAGACGGCCGGGUCAUCCAGCCGCUCCACCCAGACGGCCCAGUUCGUGAGCGUGGGGCUGCAGACAGACGGUCACCGGGGUCUCCACACCAAGUCUUCCUGGUCCCCCCGGGCCUCGUCCUCGCUGGCGUCCGCCCGUUCACGCCACAUCUCUUCAUCGCUGGACAAGGUGCACGGCCGCAUCGACAGGCCCUGCUGCUCGCCCAAGUAUGGCUCCCCCAAGCUGCAGCGCCGCGUCUCGGCCUCCUCCUCCAAGCUGGACGGAGGCGGGUCUUCCUCGGCCUCCUCCCGGGACCGCAGCUUGUGGAAUCUGCACCAGCGCUCCUCGACCUCUAGCGGUUCGGCCUGGGCCCGUUCCACUACCACCAGAGACAGCCCCGUGCUCAGCGGCCUCAACGACGGACUGUCCAGCCUGUUCAGCGUUGUGGAGCACUCAGGCAGCGUGGAGUCCCUGUGGAAGAGUGAGCCAGGGGCCAGCCCUGCCCGACAGGCCGCAGGGAAGCCUUCUGGGCCUGGACCAGAUACCGGAGCCCAGAAAUAUGGCCCCUUCCAGGAGUUCUUCAGAAAUGUGUGCAGCCGGACAGGGACACCUUUAUCUGGAGGACAGAGAGAGGUGGCGGCUAUUGAUGAGCCCAAGCCUGAAUGCCUGUCAGUCAUUCCCUCACUGGUGGGGAACGACAGCGUCACCAAGAUCGUCAACAAGAGGUUCAUGAGACAGAUGCCCAAGGAGGAGCUUGGGUCCACCUCCAGAGACCCUACCACCAGGGACCCCACCUCCAGAGACCCCACCUCCAGAGACCCCGCCAUCAGGGAUCCCACCGCCAGGGAUCUUGGGACCAUGAAUUCCGGCAUAGAGGACUCAGCAUGCGAUUGCACCUCACAGGCUCUGACCUCCUGCUUCGCCCGACCUUCCCGCUCAACUACGCGCCAUUCGCUGGGCAACUGCAUGCACCGCCCCCAGGAAUCUCCCAACAACAUGGAUGAGAGAGUAGAAGCAGGCAAUGACUGAUGGAUCAGUUAGGACCUGGAGCUGCAACACACACACACAUACAAACACACAAGCAUACUGCCUCAUCAACCCACUGCCACGUGGUCUACAGUACUGUCAUGAAAUGUACAAACAAACAUCUUGGCCACACACUCAUGUGCAUACACGCCUGAAAACUGCCACAUAAUGCACUGUUACAUAGAUACUGUGUGUUCUCGCAGUCCCUCACAGACUUCAACACAGGACCAUUGUGUCUCUCAUACACACACAUACACAGGUUUCUAGAAUUGGAAGUCAACCCAAGCAGCACAUUUUAUAAUGUCAUGGAGGAAGAGCAGCAUCACCUAGGAUUUGUCCACCAAAACCACUGCCAGGAGAACACCCCCACUUCACACAUUCUUGGAUAAUGACCUCUUGGGAAUAUUUCCAUUCCCUACUUAACCCUAUGUGACAUGUCAUUUAUGUAUGACACAAUCCUGUAUUUGCUAAAGGUGGUUAAAGGCUUGUAAUCUACCUGCAGUUGCUAGUAUGGUGGUCAGGACUCAUGAUGUCAGUCAUGUGUACUGUAUGUAUAGAAGGAUUUACAUAUAACCUAAACCCAGCUGGAAAGAUAACCUCCUGCCCGAAGAAAUAACAACAACGUCUUGUCCCAUUUUGAGACACAGUACAUUCCUUUGUUAAGUUACAAUUCCAAUGACACACUGGUUAAGUUGUUGAUGCGUGUGUAAAUGUGUGUGUGUGUGGUUAUGUGCGUGUAUGUGCGAAUGAGAAAAAUCUAGAGUGUGUUUCCUGCAUUCCUAUGUAACAAAGGUAGUUGUUGCACUGUGUUUCUACUUCAUUGAUGACUGUCAGGACUGUUUCAUGACCUCUCUUCUCCUGCUUUAAAUGUAGGCACAAUGUCCUCUACAGACAGUUAGCUCCUUACUUUUUUGAGAUACUGUAUGUGUAUUAUAUUUUAUAAAAACAACACCAUUAUCUUAACAAUGGGAUAAACAAAUAAAGCAGUUAUGAAGAAAGUUAUUUGUACCCAAGAUGAAAGAGACUGAGGAAUUGUCUAGUUCAGGGCAACCCCCAGCUCUUUAACCAUCCAACCUUCAGCUCCCAACAAUUUAUGGAUUUUUAUAUUUAAAUAUAAAAUGUUCAAUCAGAAAUAAUAGUAGAUCAAAUACAACAAUCUGUUCCAAAACACAAACAAACCUUUUGUUAGGAAUAUUCAUCUUGCUCAAAACCAACUAAAACCAUAACAAAAGGCAAAUAUAUGCUGUUUCUCAGUACUAAUUGGAAGGCAGGACCAUGUACACGCCUUAGAGCAGGACCAAAGUCUGAUUGUCUGGCUUGCUGAUGGAUAUGUACAUCAUUAAGGCCACUGCAGUAAGUGAACAGCACAACUCCGUUUAGAGCUGGAAGAUAGUGAGUUAAUGUGAGAUUUUCAUUUUACAUUAAACUUUACUAGAGUCCCAUUGCUAUACAUUUACAUUUAAGACAUGUAGCAAAUGUUUUUAUCCAAAGUAACUUACAGCAGUAUGCUUACUUGAUGUACUGGCCCCAAUGAAUUAACCCCAUAAGACUGGUUUUGGAAGCAUAUAGCUAUUGACUGGGGUCUAUUGUUAUAGCAGCCAAGAUAAUGGCCAGAAUUAUCAAUAUCUUUUUUUUCUUUAUUGUAAACAUCAAGUCAAGAAAGAAAGAUCACUUUGUUUCAGUAAAACAGCAUUGAUUACAAAGGCUAAUGCUUAAUAAUUACUCAAUUACUUGUGGGACUUCAUAUGGGUAGUUUUAAUUAAUGACAGGAGAAAAAUAUUUCCUUUGUGGAUAGGUAUAUAAAAAAAGUAAGACUGUCCCUCCUAUUUCAUCAGACAGCCGCUACAUCCAGGUCCCUGCUCUGUGAACCUGAAUGUCCGAUUUGUGGUGAUUUCUGACUGCUAUCAUUGGUGCUGCAUAUAAUAUGGUGCCGGGGUCUACUUUCUUGUGCCUCUUCAUUAAAAUGAAUUGUAAUUUUGUGGGGUGGAAAAUGUGUUCUUCUAGUCAUAAAGGUUGCCUACCCCUAGUAGAUUUAAUUGACUCCUUCCAAUUUGAAUUGUACCUUUAAGGUUUGACAGCUGUCAAUCAGUCUGUUACUAUGGGGACAGUGGUAGCGUUGACUUUGAAGUGCCUGUUAGAUUAGAUCAGCUUGCACCAAACCGCAUGUCCCAACUGAAACCCCAGGCCUCUUCAAUGGAAACAAUGAAUUGUUCUUUUAAACACGAUUACGGUAGGACUGAAAUAGAAUGCUACAUUCUGUCUAUAAGGGAUGCACAGUAUAUUAUGAACAUCACUCAAAAGUAAAACAUCAUCUUAAUAGCAUGGAGAAUGAUCAAAUGCUUUAUGUUCUUUUGAUACCAAGGACCUUUUUUUAAAAUCAUUUUUAUUUGUUUUCCUUUUUUUUAAAAUAAAUGUUUGUAUUUGUUUUUCUCUCAGAUUGCCAUGGUGCUGGACUGAUGCACUGGUGCAUAUUCUGCCCCAUUUUAAAAAGUGCUUUUUACAAGGCUUUUCGUUAUGAGAAUGGGUUCAGCUGUUGCUGUAUUAGCUGUGGCAUACAUAUAGAAUUCUACAAAUUGCUGUUGUGGUCAGUCCCUGGCAGGUGCCUUAAUGAUAAGCAUGUCAAUGUCCUACAAAAAAA